UCCUGUGCUCACAUACGCUGGAUGCACUGAAGGAUCCUGUGAAUGCCCAGGAGCUGCUACGUUUCUGCACUUGCUGGAAGCAGAGCUGACCCACACCAGACGUGUCCUGUCAGUGAUGACAUCCACCCUGGUUCACAUCUCCGCCACACUGUCUCUGCACUGCUCUCUCUCAGAGAUGGGUUCGGGGCAGCCGUCCCAGACUGGUUCCUGCUCCUACACUGAUCAUUGGAAGCAUCAGAGUGGCGCCUGGUGAAGGACAAGGGGAGAUGCCAGGAUGCCUAUCACUCAGGACAACGCCAUAAGCAUUCUGUCACUGCUGGAGGAUUGGCGUGGGGCUCACAGCACGAGGUCACAGCAGGAUGAUGAUCUAAGUCAGGACAGCUCCUCUGGUUACACGCGGCUGGAUCCUGACUCCUACCAGAACGGGGAUGGGGAGAGUGUGUGCAGCACUGUUAGUGGCGGAGGACAUGUGGAGGACACGUCCCUCUGUCUGGCUGCUAUUCAGAAGUUGGUGGAGUACAUUCAUUUCAACUUCAUGGAGGGGGACACAGCUCCAUCAGCCAGCCGGGCCUCAUACAGUGAGGCGUUAGAUGUUGAGCUUCAUACGGUUUCCCUCAGUAAGGAUGAGGGGGAUGCUGCGGACUUCGGCCUUAGCUUUGGAAACAUCCCUAUUUUUGGAGACCCAAAGGGAAGAAAGAAGGGAGGCCCGAGGAGCAGGAGGGAUCAGAGCCCCAUCAUGGAUGUGGGCUGCAUCUGGGUGACGGAGGUGAGGAAGAGGAGCCCAGCAGCUCGUUGUGGUGGGAUCAAACUGAGAGAUGAACUGCUGUCACUGAAUGGGCAGCUAAUGGUGGGAGUAGAUGUCAGUGGAGCCAGUAUUGUUGGUGGGCAGGACUCAGCACGUGGUCAGAUGGGCAUCUUUGUCAGGACAAUAUUCCCCCACGGUGCUGCGGCAGCUGAUGGACGGCUGAAGGAGGGAGACGAGAUUCUGGAGGUGAACGGAGAGUCUCUGCAAGGACUCACACACCAACAGGCCAUCCAAAUCUUCAAGCAACUUAAGAAAGGCGUUGUAACGCUGACCAUUAGAACACGGCUGCGCAGCCCCAGCCUGACACCAUGUCCCACCCCCACCCUCCUCAGCCGUUCCACUUCACCCAACUCUCAUACCAGUGGAAGUACACCAGUCCCAUCAGGCUUCAACGAAGCUGAUGAACGCAGAGGCCCUGGCCCAGGUCCGAAGGACUGCAUUGUCAUGGAAGUUACACUUAAUAAAGAGCACGGUGUGGGCCUUGGAAUUGGAGUGUGCUGUUUGACCCUGGAGAACGCUGCUCCUGGUAUCUACAUCCAUAGCCUGGCUCUGGGCUCUGUGGCCAAGAUGGAUGGCAGGCUCAGUCGUGGAGAUCAGAUACUCGAGGUGGACUCGGUCAGCCUUCGUCACGCUGCUCUCAGUGAGGCCUAUGCCAUCCUCAGUGAGUGUGGGCCUGGGCCCAUCACUCUUAUUGUAAGCAGGCAUCCUAAUCCAAAGGUAUCAGAGCAGGAGAUGGAUGACAUCAUAGCUCGAUCCACUCACAGGGACAAAAUGAGCAGGAACAAGCACUCAUUUCAUUCCCAAGGUGUGUCCUGUAAGAACACCAGCCCAGCAGUGAAGGACAUGCAGGAAGACAGGUCGCCUAUUCUCAGCUGGACCAUGAAGAGGUUCCUUGAGCCUGCCAGCAGGGGCUCCCUGAGUUCAGAGGCAGAGCUGUCUCAGUACUUCCUGCAGGAACUUUCCAGCCACUCAUUCCCAUCUGAAUCCAUGUUGAUGGGCUCAGAUAGUGACAAUGUCCUCCACCAGAUGAGCUGCAUUACCUCCAAGGCUGACUGCUCAUCAAAACCACAUGGAUUCAGCCCAUCUCUGACAGAAGUGGAAGACGGCCGUGUGUACAACAACAUCCAAGACCAAACCUCUGCACCUCUCAGUCACCAUGUGGAGGCCGUGUGCCAGCCCAUUACUUGGUCCAGCCCCCCCACAGCACGCAGCCCACUUCUCUGCCAGGUGAAGUGCUUCGAGGAUGACCUCAGCGAGGGAGAAAAUUCAGCCAGCAGCAGAAAAAUUGAGCCCUUCCACAGACCCACGAAAUCUGAAGCCUUUACCUGCAGUGACGUGUCACAGAGUGAUUCAGCAGGUGUAUUUAGCAGCUCGGUGUUAGACGGUGAAGAUGGUGGAGAUUUGCAGAGUGGAGGCAGAGAUAUACCCACAGCACUCUGUGACAGUUCCACUCAAAGUAAGGAUGGUUUUCCCAAUAAGUCAGAGUCACCUGGUUGUGAGUUAACCUUCAUGUUCAUCCACCAGCCUUUAGAUCACACAGCAGGGGUGUCGAGCAGCUCUGUGCUCACUGAUAUGACCACCAGCAGUGAGGACUGUCCAAAUCAAAGUCACGGACAGUUGGAGUCAAAGCAGUCCCCCAAGCUUGAAGCAGUGAACAGGGUCAUUAUGAGCACUGAAGCACCAAACCUACCCCAGCAGCAAACAUCCCAAACGGAUGAACCCACCCUGGCCUUGGCCCCAUUCCAGCUCCCAUCCCACAGCACAGGAACAAACCCCACGGUGGCUGCCGACAUGAUCCCCAGUCAGCUAUAUGAGAAGGAAGAUGCCAGUGAGUUUGCAGGGAUUUGUCCCAUUAACACGGUGAUCCUAAGAAGGAACGACGGGAAUUCAUUUGGGCUUGAACUGGAGAUUAUGUCAUCACCACUGAAGCUGGUGAUCGCUGGGGUGGAGCCUGGAGGUGCAGCAGAAAGGGAGUCUGCGGGCAGGCUGCGUCCUGGAGAUGAGAUCGUCAAGAUUGGAGAUAAACUAGUUUGCUCCUCCAGCUACCAGGACAUUUGUGAACUCAUGCACAGCCUUCCUCUGACACUGGCCUUGGACAUCAGGAGACCGAUCUCAGGUAAGACGCUCACCGUGUGA
This is a messenger RNA of Pundamilia nyererei, 2941 nucleotides long. NCBI's taxonomy places the organism in Eukaryota, Metazoa, Chordata, Actinopteri, Cichliformes, Cichlidae. The record is from RefSeq and is a predicted model, not a curated record.